Molecule: messenger RNA, 873 nt
Organism: Homarus americanus (American lobster)
Lineage: Eukaryota; Metazoa; Arthropoda; Malacostraca; Decapoda; Nephropidae
Product: twist-related protein 2-like
Exons: 2
Coding region: 199-801 (200 amino acids)
Biological process (GO): regulation of transcription by RNA polymerase II; developmental process
Molecular function (GO): protein dimerization activity; RNA polymerase II transcription regulatory region sequence-specific DNA binding; DNA-binding transcription factor activity, RNA polymerase II-specific
Source: RefSeq, a predicted model, not a curated record
UCGCUACUGCUAGUGCUAGUCCGCUGCCCACCCUGCCCUGUCUGCCUCCUCACCUCAGCGGUCAAGUCAGGUCAGGUUGCGGUGUUGGGUGCCAAACAUUGUGCUGUAGGGAUAGUGACCACAACUGGCGAGCGAUACUGGUGGUGGUGAUCAUAGUGGUGUGUAGUGUUGUAUGGUUAGUGACAAGUGGCACUCGUGAUGGUGCAACGCGGGUCACAAGUGAUGCCAGGGCACAUGGUGGCGGUCAAGUGUGAGUACUCCCCGCCCCCCUACACUCUGCCCCUGCACCACACCUCCGAGGUCUCCUCGUUCACCACUCCUCCCGUCGCCACCUCUGCCUUCUCCUCCCUCAUGGCCGACAUGAGUCCGCGAAGCUCGUGUGGCGGCCACGAGUCUUACACCACAUCUGGGGAGGACGAGCCAAGGGGCCGCAAGAGACGCCUGGAGGAGGAGAGCGAGGAGGCACGGCUGGCCAAGGCCAGGAAGAAGUCUCCCCAGAGCUACGAAGAACUUCAACAGGCAAGGGUGUUGGCCAACGUGAGGGAGCGACAGAGGACACAAAGCCUGAACGAGGCCUUCACCUCCCUCAGGAAGAUCAUACCGACGCUGCCCUCAGACAAACUCUCCAAGAUCCAGACGCUAAAACUUGCCAUCCGCUACAUAGACUUCCUGUACCAGGUGUUGGACACCGACGUGCACGACCAGCGGCUCUCCUCCUCCUGCACCUACGUCGCCCACGAGCGCCUCAGCUACGCCUUCAACGUGUGGCGCAUGGAGGGUGCCUGGGGCGGCCACCUAUAAUACCGAUGCUGACCACUGCGGAGGGACCAAGCCGGAGUGACCCAGCCUGGUGUGUGUGUGUGUGUUGAGGAG